AUGGAGGGGCAGCGAUGCUUCUGCAUCGUUGUGUUUCUCGUCCACACUGCAAUAGGAGCUGGAGAAGGUUCAACCAAUCAGCCAUCAACGGAGCGCGUUGAAUCCAAUGAGCUAACAGUUUCCUUCCCUCCAUUGGAAGAUCUCUACACCAGCACCUUGGAAAAGCACUUCGCUACUGAGAAUAACACUGUAGUCACUUCUCAGACGGGGUCUACUGCCCUCCUGCCGUGCGUGAUCAGAAAUAUUGGAGAUGGAAUCGUGUCAUGGAUACGGAGAAAAGACUACCACUUGCUGACAGUUGGUCUGACCACAUACAGUUCUGAUCAACGAUUUCAAGCAAUACAUUUACAACAUUCAGAGGAUUGGACACUUAAGGUUCGGUUCGUGCAGAGUCGUGAUGCAGGUAUCUACGAGUGUCAGGUGUCUUCGCAUCCGCCCACCAGCAUAUUUCUACACUUGGAUGUAGUAGAGGCUCGCGCUCAAAUAUCUGGGCCAACGGAUAAGUACCUCAAGCCUGGUUCAACUUUAAGGCUUCAAUGCUCCGUCGUACAAACUACAGAAGCACCAGCCUUUGUAUUCUGGUACCACAACAGUAGAAUGAUAAACUACGACGCAGAACGGGGCAUCAACGUCACAACAGAUACAGAGCAGCGUCUGUCAGAUCUUCUCAUUCCAGCUGCGAGUGUGUCGCACGCGGGCAACUACACCUGCGUGCCCAAUAACGCGGUCCCCGCUAGCAUUUAUGUCCACAUAUUUAAUGGCGAAAAUCCAGCGGCCAUGCAGUCGUCCUCACCGAGUUACAUCCAUCUAAGCAUAUUGCACAGUUUGUACACAACAGUAGUCCUAUACGCUAUCCGGUGA
This is a messenger RNA of Pieris macdunnoughi, 861 nucleotides long. NCBI's taxonomy places the organism in Eukaryota, Metazoa, Arthropoda, Insecta, Lepidoptera, Pieridae. The record is from the annotation of a GenBank genome assembly.